This is a messenger RNA of Prunus mume (Japanese apricot), 1696 nucleotides long. It is a transcript of the gene CW7, whose product is annotated as CW7. The record is from RefSeq and is a predicted model, not a curated record. Lineage: Eukaryota; Viridiplantae; Streptophyta; Magnoliopsida; Rosales; Rosaceae.
CAUCCCUGUGACUCUCUGUCAGGUGGAACACAAUUACGGAGCGGCAGAUCACCGAGUGAAGUCAUCGUAGCUCGUCACCAUAACCAACCACCCUUUGCUACCUCCUAGCUGCCUCUAGCUGCUAUUCUCCUACUCAUAUUAUUGGUUACAGAGAGAGAGAAGCAAAAACUCACAAAUCAAAUCGAAAUGCUCCGCGAUGGAGAAGAAACCCCCUCCAGAUUCGAAUUGUUGAGCAUGGUGAAGAAGCAUUCGAGCUUGUUAGGGAAAACCGUAGUUGACGCGGACGAUGUUUCCGAUGUCGAAAUGGACCACAAAUUUUGGCAUGAUGUAUUGGAUUUGUAUUUCAUUCGUGGCAAGGACUCCAGGGGACGCCAGGACGAUGAUCUCGUGUUCUUUGUCAGAAAAUUGAGUUCUUAUGGGCAUGGUUCCAGUGACGAAAGUGUUUCUCCUUACUUUGUACGCAGGUGGGCACCUAAGUUGGAUAAUUUGAUCGGUGAAAAUAAUGUGGAGGUGGAUUGGAGGCGUUCGUAUUACUUGAACUUGAUUGCUCACACUUCAUUUACUGUCACAGUGGCUAUUUGCAGUCAUCAGGACCUUCGGAAUCAUCAAGCUGAGCAGGGUACACCAUUAUCUCCAAUAUAUAAGGUUGUAAAGACUGUUUAUGCAUCUCCAAGCCGUGUCAAUUUUCAAUUGGACUCAAGAAAGGAAGUGGAGACAACACCUGCUUAUCCAGAUAUUUGUUUCGCAAUCGAUGACUUCGACUCCACCUUUGAUGCUGUGGUCUUGACUGAAACAGACCAUUGCUAUUGUGUAAUUCUCAAUGCACAUGAUGGGGCAGCAUUUCCCAGGGUAAAGGAAGAAGAUGGUUGCAGUUCCAGUGAUAGUUCCUCUUUGAGGGUUGAGACUAAUUAUUCAAAGACAAAAAAUACUAUUGAUAGUUCCUCCUUGAGGGUUGAGACUAAUUAUUCAAAGACAAAAAAUACUAAGCUGACUCUUUUUUCAGGAUUUGUCAGCUAUCAAAUGGUUCGAGAUGCAUAUGAUGCUGGCAAGUCUCGAUUUGGGAAUCUUCUUGGUCAUUCCCCUGGCAAACAAGACAGACUUUACAUGAAAGGUCCUGGAGGACGUGGUGAAGUUGAAGUAGCUGUUUCCGGUGUUGCAGAUCAAAGCCAACAAGAUCUAGGUCCUUUUUCACCUGUUAUAUCCAAGCAAGGAUUUGGAAUUGGCUCCAUUGUUCGUAAAGCGGCUUCUGUUGCAUCUGUGGCUGCAAAGAAUGCCUAUGCAGCUGCUGCUUCUAGCCAUAGUUUUGAUGAUGAGAUGGUACCUCUCAAAUGCUGCUUAAUGUCCAUUACAUUACCCUGGGAGCACAUUGCAUAUGAUCUUCUCUUUAAGGGUACUCCUCCAGUAAACUUGUAAGCAUGCAUCUUAUGUACUUCUCACUGGUGAUGAAUAUCAUAAAUGAGUAUGCACCUGCAAGAUGCAAACGUGAGACGAGCAGAGAUGUCCUGUGAUCAUUGUAAAGAUUGUAAUCCACUUGUAUAUGGAGACCUCUUGCUCUCCGUAUGCGUAUACGGUGCUGGCCUAGAGCUGUUUGUAAUUAAAUGUAUUGUACAACACUAUUUUUUUCUCUCUUUUUUGUUUCUGUUUACAAAACUCAGCAACAUCUUCAUGAUCAAUAUACUUUUCCAGGUUCAGUGAA